ACUCUCUAGAGACCAGAAAAUACUUCUUCAUGGAGGCGGAGGCGGAGGCGGUGGGAGCUUUUAAGGAUACGGCGGCGUCAGUUGAAGCCGCGACGGUGUUUCCGGGGUUCAAGUUCUCGCCGACGGACGUGGAGCUGAUCUCGUAUUACCUGAAGCGGAAGAUGGACGGUUUGGAGCGGUCCGUUGAGGUUAUACCGGAAACAGAUAUUUACAACUUCGAGCCUUGGGAUUUGCCCGAUAAGUCGAUAGUUAAAUCAGAAACGGAAUGGUUCUUCUUCUGUUCACGAGGCAAAAAGUAUCCACAUGGGUCACAGAACAGGAGAGCGACCAAGAUGGGGUACUGGAAAGCCACUGGAAAAGAACGUGAUGUGAAGUCUUCUUCUCAAGUGAUUGGAACAAAGAGGACGCUUGUCUUCCAUAUGGGUCGUGCACCAAAAGGCGAAAGAACAGAAUGGCUUAUGCACGAGUACUGCAUGAAAGGAGUUUCUACGGAUGAUGCUUUGGUUGUUUGCCGGCUUAGGAGGAACAAAGAGUUCCAUUCUUGUACGAGUAGUCACAAGGCACCAGAGUCAGAUUUACCAGCAGAGAAGCACAUGAUCAUGCAAAAUGGUGGUGGUGCUGCUAGUUCUAGGAGCCAGGCUGAUUUGGACAGCAUGGUUGAUUUUUACCUUGCCGGUGAGUCAGGGGAGGAGCUUCUCAACGAGAUGGCAGAAACAGCAGACAAUCUACAGGUGCAAACUGAAGAUGAUUUCUUUGCGGAUAUCCUAAAGGACGAAAUAAUCAAUGUGGAUGAAGCGGUCACAACGGGGAAUUUAGCGAACGAAGUGCCAACACUUGAAUCAGCAUCAAAGGCUAUAAGGGUACUACCUUUACCUAGCAUGAUUGACAACCAGAUGGCUUCACUGUUAGAGGAAAGACCAUCGCAGCAGAAGAAAGGAAAAGGGAGCAGUGGCACGGACCAGUUGUCGAGCUGCUUCAUGGGGAUAUACUCGAUCAAAACGGUGAACAGGGCGCGAUGGGACGUGAUUAUAUGUGUAGUUGCUCUUAUUGUAAUGUUGUUUUAUCUAGAGUAAGUCUAUGGAAAGUAGUAAGAACCAGUUUCAUGUGUUGUUUUUCGAUGUUAAGAAAAGAAGAACAUAUAAUCAUGUCUGAAGUUUUGUUUUUGUAAAAAAAAAAAAAAAGAAGAAGUUUUGUUUUUGUGUA
This is a messenger RNA of Raphanus sativus (radish), 1203 nucleotides long. Its product is annotated as NAC domain-containing protein 89. NCBI's taxonomy places the organism in Eukaryota, Viridiplantae, Streptophyta, Magnoliopsida, Brassicales, Brassicaceae. The record is from RefSeq and is a predicted model, not a curated record. The transcript has 4 exons. Gene Ontology annotation, biological process: regulation of DNA-templated transcription. Gene Ontology annotation, molecular function: DNA binding. The coding region runs from base 30 to 1073 and encodes 347 amino acids.